Rhipicephalus sanguineus (brown dog tick) is the source of this 1438-nucleotide messenger RNA. Its product is annotated as sesquipedalian-1. Gene Ontology annotation, cellular component: early endosome; recycling endosome; trans-Golgi network. The record is from RefSeq and is a predicted model, not a curated record. Lineage: Eukaryota; Metazoa; Arthropoda; Arachnida; Ixodida; Ixodidae. The coding region runs from base 255 to 1004 and encodes 249 amino acids. The transcript is spliced from 3 exons. Gene Ontology annotation, biological process: endosome organization; receptor recycling; retrograde transport, endosome to Golgi.
GCGCAGAAGAACUACUGUCCAUCGAAGCCAGCGUUUUCCUCCUUCACACGUGCCUGUUUUGAGUACUCGGACUACUUCAGUGCCCGCCGAGUGCUACAGCUUCAGCUUGUGCGGGAGCGCUCUUGUCACAAGUGUGCUACAUUCGCGGUUCUGGCGUCGCACUGCAACGUGUAGCUUGUGUCAAGGUACCACUGUUGCGUUGCGCAUUGCCUGCUGAUGCCCUUCUUUCAGGGCUGGGCAAUCAUUGAGGAACCAUGAAGAUAAAUGACAAAAACUUGGUGAGCUUUGCACUAAGCUCGAGCCCAGUCGACAGGGAAGGCUGGCUGCUCAAGCGUGGUGAAGUAAACCGUGCCUACCAGAGGCGCUGGUUUCUGCUGAAGGGAAACUUGUUGUUCUACUUUGAGAAGAAGACCGACCGAGAACCGUUGGGUGUGGUCAUUCUCGAAGGCUGCACUGUGGAACUGGCUGAGAACGAGGAGAUGUUUGCCUUCAAGGUUGUAUUUCAUGGCUCUGGCAACCGGAUGUACAUGCUAUCAGCUGACACACAGGAGUCGAUGGAGGCCUGGAUGAAAGCAUUGGCAUGUGCCUCUUAUGACUACAUGAAGCUCAUGGUGGCUGAACUGCAGCGCCAGCUCAGCCAAGUUGCAGAAGCUGAACGACUUGCCAAGUGCGGCAACACCGUGCCCUUGCUCAUCGGAGGGCAGCUGCCUGGGAACCGCUCUGACAGCUGCCUGUGCGUGCGAGAUACUUCAUCGGGCCGUGCAGCACGUUUCAACCCUUUUGACCGCUGGAAGGAAGACGGGUGUAGUGGUAACGAGAGCGGUGAAGCGACCAAGCACGGUAGUGGUGUCCCGACUAGCACCCCGGUGUCGUCACGGUCGUCAACAAAGUACACAUUUGCUGAGCUUCAUCGACGGCACGGGAUGCGAUUUCGGAAACUCAUAGAGGAGCGGAAGCGAAAGGAGGAGAAAGAGCGCGGCUUGGAUCUGCUCAUUGAUCUCUGAGAGCUCUUAUUCAUGAACUCUGAAAAUAUUUUCUUUUUUAUCAACUAAAGGCACUCCAAGCCUGCUUGGGCUAGGCAUUAAUACUGCUUAUUGCACAAUUCAGUUAGCCUUGACACAACCGAAGGCCCCGUGCUUUUUUUGUGGCCUGUUUGUUUCACUGACUCAAGGAAGUAGCAGCUUGUUGAGGCUAUGCAAGUGUUCUGGGGAGUGCCAGAACGUUUAAAUGUCAUUUUGAGGCUCUGCAUUCUGUACAUAGCGCAACUUAACAAGACCCAGCUCACACUGAGCAGAACUAGCUUCACUUCCACUUCCUUGGUUCACAAAGUUGACAUAAAUGCUCGUCUCGUGUGCUGCCAAGAGCUUUAGUGCCACAGAUUAAUAUGUCCGGGGCUACUUGUGCAAUGAAAUUCACACGCAAGAGCCUGCUCAAAGUG